Phymastichus coffea is the source of this 9007-nucleotide messenger RNA. RefSeq lists its product as uncharacterized. The coding region runs from base 994 to 6927 and encodes 1977 amino acids. Gene Ontology annotation, molecular function: actin binding; structural molecule activity. NCBI's taxonomy places the organism in Eukaryota, Metazoa, Arthropoda, Insecta, Hymenoptera, Eulophidae. Gene Ontology annotation, cellular component: cytoskeleton; plasma membrane. The record is from RefSeq and is a predicted model, not a curated record. The transcript is spliced from 15 exons.
AACAACACGGUCAAUUAAGUAGUUUUUUUAUUUAUAACUCUUACAUCGCUUUAAUAUCAACGUCAGCUCUUGAUUAUAAAUAAUAGCUGUAGAUAAUAUCAGUUGAUUUGUUUAUUGUUUAACGAGUUUAAUAAGGAGAAAUACAAAACGGAGUAAAAAUGUAUUUUUGAAGCAGAGGCUGUAAAAAAUAAAAAUAGCGGCUGCUCCAAAAACAUAUUACACAUACGUAUAUGUGCGUUUGUGCACCUGUUAUCAACCGCAGCAAACUAUCAUCGAAAACUUUCUAUUCUCAUCAACAGAUGUCUCGAGUAUACCAAUAACCACACGAUCCCUUAUAAGCUUUUAUAGCUACUAUGGAAUUGGAACACCGUACACCAACACACGUUUAACACUGCCGCCUACCCGUGUGAUAGAGCGCAGCUAAAGGUACAAGCUAAAGUUGUUUACGCGUUCAGCGCGCACAGUGCAGUGCAUGCUCGGCGAGCAAACGAGACGGACUUAACUUUAUACACGUAUACAUAGCCACAGCGACAGAGACGCCGCCGUCGUCGCAGCAGUAGCGUUGCGGGUCCGUGAAGUGUGAGCUGAGAGCUAAGCGGGGCCCAGCCCAGUCUCUGGCAUUCCCUCGCGACUGACAGAGUACGGCGCCACGCUGUAUAUAUAAUAAUCGAAUCAAAGCUCUGCGUCUGUCUGUCUCUCUCUGGCUCUUUCAUUAAGGGUUCGCAUCGAGGAGAGAGAACAGUGUUCGAUCGUCCGUACGGCGUCCUCGCAGCGCGCGUGGUGCAGUUUGAUUUCAUUUUUUUGUUUAAUUUAUCGGCUGUUUGCAUCGCAGGAAGAUAUAACAACGAAAAGCGCAAGGAAGGAGAAGUAGGAUCAAGGUGUGUGAAAGAGAGUUAUAACAAAAGUUCCUUGGGGCUUUCUUUCAUGGAUAACUCAGUGGCUUGAUACCGAGCGAAGGAUCUCUGGAGAGUGAGUUAAACGCAGAGGAGAAAAAUGCCGGAGGAACGGAAGCCAAGCAGCGUUGAGCCGCCGCCGUCGUCUCAGCCGCAACCUACCACGGAGAAUGGGGUUAACUCGCCGAGUAAGAGUCCUCAUAAUAAAGGCAAACUUACACUCGCCAGGAUUACGCUGCUUGAUGGCAAUGUGAAAGACUUUAAUAUUGAGAGAAAAGCAAAAGGUCAAGAUUUGUUGGACAGAGUGUGCGCGAGUUUGAAUCUUGUGGAGAAAGAUUACUUCGGACUAAUUUACGAGGACAAAUAUGACUCGAGAAAUUGGCUCGAUCUACAGAGGAGAAUCUCAAAGUUCCUAAAAAACGAACCUUGGAAAUUCAAUUUCGAAGUGAAGUUUUAUCCACCCGAUCCAUCUCAGUUACAAGAGGACAUUACGCGCUAUCAGUUGUGCCUGCAGAUUAGGAAUGACAUUAUUACAGGACGAUUGCCAUGCUCAUUCGUUACCCAUGCGCUUCUUGGCUCGUAUCUCGUGCAAUCAGAGAUAGGCGAUUACGAUAGGGAAGAACAUGGCAAGACAUAUUUGAAGGACUUUCAAUUUGCGCCUAAUCAAACACCUGAGCUCGUCCAGAAAGUUAUGAGUCUUCACGAAACGCACAAGGGACAGACACCUGCAGAAGCUGAAUUGCAUUACCUAGAGAAUGCAAAGAAACUAGCCAUGUACGGUGUCGACCUUCAUCCUGCAAAAGAUUCCGAAGGUGUGGAUAUCAUGCUGGGCGUCUGCUCAACUGGCAUCUCCGUAUACAGAGACAGAUUGAGAAUCAACAGGUUCGCGUGGCCGAAAAUUCUGAAAGUUUCUUACAAGAGGCACAACUUUUAUAUCAAAAUUAGACCGGGUGAGUUUGAGCAGUUCGAAUCGACAGUUGGAUUUAAAUUAGGAAAUCACAGGGCAGCCAAGAAACUUUGGAAAACAUGUGUCGAGCAUCACACUUUUUUCAGACUCAUGAGUCCUGAGCCUGUUAAAAAAGUUGGACUACUGCCCCAUCUAGGAUCGAACUUUAGAUAUUCAGGACGAACGCACUACGAAACAAAAAAGAUUCCGAUCGACAGGCAACCACCGAAGUUCGAAAGAUAUCACAGUGGACGAAGAAUGACCUCGCGUAGUAUGGACAGCUCGUCACAACCUGUGCUUUCAGCUUUAGGUGCGCAGAAGAAUCUUGAACCUUACAGUUCCGAGCCGAGCAAAAGGCAUACUAUGAGCUACGAACCGGAAACGUUACCGACCAUGGAGCACAUUGAUCAGAAACCAAGUCCCAUUAAAAAGAAAGAAGAGCUGACGCGAAAAAUAAGCGCUGGAACGACGUCAGCCAGCAGUGCGAGUAGCCUGGAAGGAGAGUAUGACGCCACUGGCAAGAAGCCUUUCGGUGGUAUCGCGGUUCUACCGACCAGUCUAUCGAAGAAGAAAAAGGAAAAGGAUCAGAAAAACGAAAACGAAAAGGAAAAUCGCAAUGAUCUUAACAAAUCCGACAGUGUAAACGAGAGCAUAGCUCUUGAGCCAAUCAAUGAAAAAACACCACCGAAAAAAGACGCGAAAAAGAAAGAUAAGAGGACGCCAGAGAAGCCCGAAAAGGAGAAAAAGGAGAAAAUCAAGAGCCCUGUGAGUGCUUUUGGGCUGUUCGGUAAGCGAGAUAAGGACGAGAAGCAGAAGAAGAAUAAGAAGCUUGACGAUUCCAUGAAGAGUGAUCAAGAGUCCGAUGUGUCAAUCUCAGAGAAAGCAAAAACACCCGAUGAGAAAUCGGACGCUGAAAAACCACCGUUCACCAAACCUUACGAGUAUGUGGAACGCGAGAUGUCGCCGUCGAAGAAACGAGUUGGUCCUCAAGGUUUUACCUACGAGACCAACAAACCGACUUCACCAAAACUUCAAGAUCAACAGUCGCCUACUUCUGCUGGUAAAAAAGCUACUGGUCUAGCCUUCAAUUAUGCGCCCGGUGAACAGAAGAAAUUAGAAGAGCAAGCAGAGAGGAGGAAAGUGAAGACUCCCGAGCCGAUAACGACGGCUCCUGCUCUCCAGACCAUGGGUAUUAAGACACCUGGUCUGAACUACGUCGAGUCUGCAGGAUUAAAGGAGCAGCAAAAGGGUGUGGCCCCACCAACUACGCCUCCCGCGACUAUUACUAAGCCAACAGUACAACCACCUGCACCACCCACGACAGUGCCUGGCAGUGGCAAAGACCCCAAGAACUUGUCCGCAGCGUUCAUCAAGGGUGAAGCUCAAGCUAAAGAAGCUCAGUCUGUUCCUGGUGUUAUCGUUUCUGGUACUGAGAAAGUUGACACUGAUUACCACGUACUGCCACUUCCAGAUGGUUCAAGAAUCAUCGGAGGAGUUAUCUUCACCAAAGAUGGCAAGCCUCUAGAUCAGAGCAUCCUCGGACCGGAAGGUUCUCGUGUUAUCGACGGCAAGGUCUAUUCGAAAGACAACAAACUUGUCAAGAAGGCCGACUUUGGACCACACAGUCUGCACGUUAUUGACGGUAUAAUCACUGGCAAGGAUGGUAAACCAGUGUACCAAGAAGUCCUUGGAACUAAUGGUAACUCUAUCAAAAAUGGCCUUUUUUACGGUCCCGAUAAUCAACUUCUUAACAAACACGCUCUUGGACCCGACUACACCCUCGUUAAAGAUGGCAAGAUUGUAUCUAAGAAUGGCAAGCCAUUGCAGUAUAACAAACUGGAAGCUGACGGAACGUACAUAAAAGAAGGUCUGGUAUUUUCUCACGACAGUAGGCCCUUGACUCAAGGUUUCUUUGGUGCCAAUUACAUCGUCGGUGGUAUUGUUUGCAAAAAUGACGGCAAACCUGUUACACAAGUUGCCCUCUUACCCGACGCCACUUACAUACAUGAUGGCUUAAUUUAUGGGAAAGACGGUAAACCUUUAGAUAUCGGAGAGCUUGGAAAUGGGGGUACUUGGGUCAGGGAUGGCAAAGUUUACGAUAAACAUGGCAAACCUAUAAAACACGUCAGCUUCGCAUCAGAUGGUGCAUCAAUCAAAGAUGGUAUAGUCUACGGCAAGGACGGUAAAUUCUUGAACCAGGGUUCAUUGCUACCCGCUGGAGCUCAUCUGUUGAAUGGUAAAAUUGUCGGCAAAGAUGGCAAAUUCAUUAAACAUGCUUUCUACAAGCCCGAUGGCAGUUUUGUCAAGGACGGUAUAAUCUACGACUGUGGAGGACGUCCCCUCAAUCAGAUUCCGCUUAUUGCUGAUGGUGCUUACGUCAAAAACGGCAUACUUUACGACAGAAAUGGUAAGCCACUCAACCAGAAUCUGUUCAAAGCGAGUAACACUGGUAUUAGAGAAGGCGUGAUUGUAAAUUCGGAUGGUACCGCAUUGAAAGAAGGUAUUUUAGGCCCCAACGAUCUGAUUAUCAAAAAUGGACUAAUCAUGAGCAAAGAUGGCAAGCCAGUGAAACAUGAAUCAUUAGGAUCAAACGGCAACGUUGCCAAGAAGGGUCUAGCUUACUCUAAAUCUGGAAAAUUGUUGAAUCAAGAUGCUCUAGUAUCAGAAGGUCUUUCUAUUAAAGACGGUAAGAUUGUGACUAAGGACGGUAAACCCGUCAAAUUUACGAUCUUCAAACAUGAUGGCAGCUACGUUAAGGAUGGUUUGAUCUACGGACAUGACAACAAGCUAUUGAAUCUCUGCUCAACUUUGCCCGAAGACAGUUAUAUCACUAAUGGUGUGAUUUUAGAUCACACUGGUAAGCCCCUUAACCGAGAUAUCUUCGGUUCUGAUGGAUCAUACGUUGCGAACGGACUGAUUCACGACAAAGACGGAAAUAUUAUUACCGAAGGUUUCUUUGGUCCCGAUGGAAACAAAAUUAAAGAUGGAUUGAUUAUUGGAAGGGAUCACAAGCCUUUAACUCAAGAUGAACAUGGACCUGAUGGUCUUGCGAUAAAGGAUGGUAAAAUUGUUGAUUCCGAUGGCAAGCUGAAGAACCAGUCAUCUCUGCUUCCUGAUGGCUGCUAUAUUAGGGAUGGAGUCGUUUACGAUGUCAACGAGAGGCCGCUCAAACAAGGGGUCUUCAGAACUGAUGAGACUUAUAUCAGGGAUGGUUUGAUCUGUGGAUGGCGUGGACAGCCGUUGAAUCGUGGAACUGCUUUGCCCAGUGGAUACUACGUUGAAAAAGGACGACUGUACGCAAAAGAUUGUCAACCAUUGAACCACAGUUCAUUUGGUCCAGAGGGCGGUUACAUUGAGAACGGAUUCAUCUACGGCGUAGACCGGAAACUAUUGAAACGAGGAACAUUCGGUGACGACGGAAGCUACGUUCAGGAUGGUUUGAUUUACGGACCCGAUAGAACACCUCUCAACAGAAAUUUAUCCAUCGUGACUAUUACGUACUACCGAUAUGGUCUGGUUUGCGACAAAAAUGGCAAACCCGUCAAAGAAGCCAUCUACAACGAUGAAGGUGCAACUAUUAAAAAUGGAAAAGUUUACGAUCGAAGCGGUCAGCCGCUUAGUCAAAUGAAAACGAACCCGGACGGUACAAUUGUUAAAAACGGCCUGACACUUGGAGUUAAUGGAAAGCCGCUACUUCAGGGCCCUGUUGCUCCUGAAACUGCUUACAUUAAACACGGCAAAGUAUAUGAUGAUAAUAACCAGCUACUUACUCAAGAAGCUUUCGGUCCUGAAGGUUUAAAAGUCAUGCAAGGUAUUAUCGUUGAUGAAGCUGGUAAACCCUUAAAACAUGCUUCUUUCGAUUUCGAGGGUAAUGCUGUAAAGGACGGUAUAAUUGUGACGCCUCAAAGCAAACCGUUGGACAAAUACUACACGACAAUCACGAUAACGUUAAUCAAGAAAGGUUUGAUUUGUAACAAAGAUGGCACGCCGGUAUCUAGCGGCGGCUACUCCGAAGACGGCAGUUACGUGAAAGACGGAAAGAUCUACGAAAAAACUGGGAAACCCAAGAAUCAAGAAUUGUUCGAUGAGAGUGGUGCCUUUAUCAAAGAUGGUGUUAUUUUUGCAAACAGCGGUCAACCUCUUGAUAAGGAAGACGUCAGUAUGAGAGAUCUAAAAGCAUUUGCUGCCAAGAUGAAUGUACCUAAGCAGAAGAAGGCUACUGUGUCUGUCAGUACACCGACGAUUGUCAAGUCAACGACUAAGCAAUCAAUGAUCAAGGACCAAGAGGGUGUCACUCAAAACGUCGUUGAGAGGGUUGAGGAUCUUACUCCGGGUGGAACUGGACAGGUUACUGUUUCCACGCACACGAAUAAGGCCGAGGCACCUAGCGAUGGUUCAGCUCCGUAUAUAUCAGCAACUGCAGUUACCACCCGAACGGCAACGAUGCACGAGGAUUUAGAAAAGAAUCAGAAAACUAGCCAGGUUGAAGAAAAGACUGUAGCACACACCACCUCCACAAGUGCCACUAGGCAAGAACAACGCACGAUCACACAAGAAGUUAAAACUACAAGUCAUGUACUCGCUGGAGAGCAGCUGUUUUUACGACGACUCAGUACAUCCAGCUCAAGCAGUUGCGAUUCCGGAACACCCAUUGAUCUUGAUGAUGAUCAACAAGCUUUCUGCAAUCAAUACUACCAGGGUGAUCCAGCUGGAAUAGUUGCAACGGAAAGUCACGUCUAUACAGGUGAACCAGAGAAUAAUGUAACCACGACGACAACGGUGCCUUUAGUGGCGACAGAGUCCAGGAAAGUUGCGGUUGAAAGCGAAGAUGGAAAUUACAGCGCUACAGGCGAAAUUGUUAGCUCACAGACUAUUUCAAGCAAAACUCGUACUGUCGAGACGAUAACCUACAAAACUGAACGCGAUGGUGUUGUGGAAACACGAGUGGAGCAAAAAAUAACGAUCCAAUCAGACGGCGAUCCAAUUGAUCACGACAAAGCUCUUGCUGAAGCAAUACAACAAGCUACAGCCAUGAAUCCUGAUAUGCAGGUGGAAAAGAUAGAAAUUCAACAACAGACGGCACAGUAAGGAUCGUUUGAUAAAAAACUACAGGGUACCCUAAAUGUUAAAAGUAACAUUUGAAAAUCAUUAAUUUAUGGAAUGGAUGUUCCAUAAAAAUCUUGAAAUGUGUUCAUGAGAAAUACAAAUGAAAAGCUAUUCAUUUUAUCGUAUUAUUGAGAAUAGCAAAUCGUCAAUUAUGAUAAUCGACGAUUCUAUUUUUAGCUUGUGUUUCAAUUUACUUUAAGAAGUAAGGAUGCGUGCAUUCAGCUUCGCAAAUGAUAGAUUUCAUUAAAUUGCGUGGAAUCGCGUAUCAUUAAACGUACUAGAUAUACAUUGCAUUGGCUUGAAAAAAUCAACAGGGUACCCUAUCUACGCUUCGCUUGAAGAAAACAAAGACUUCUAUAAGUGUGAGCAAUAAAAUUGCUAUGCAUAAAUGUAUGAUAAUACAAUCGUUUUUAAUGGAUAGAAUAUCGAGGAAAAAGUCAUGAUUCGACCGCGAUUCAAUCAAGAUCCACUCUCAUAUUUUACUGUGUAAAUUCAUUUUUUGUGCAUUGACAUUGCCGAGCUUCAGCAUUUUUCUCAGCAUUUCUAAAACGUUACGUGUGUGUUUUUAUAACGUGGAACUUAGUAGUUCACUUAGAAGCACGACAUUUAGACGUAAUAUACCGAAUCUGAUGUGAUGAUCGAAACGUAACAGUUUUUAGCUAUGUUACGAGAUUGCCUGUAUAAUACGAUACUUUGGUAGAUAUUUUAACAUUUUACACAGCUAUUAGAUACUGAUAUAAAUGCUAGAGAGUCAGAGGUGUCUUGGAUAUGAAAUAUUAAUAUAUUAUACAUAGUAUACAUAUAUAAUAUUCUUAACUCGAGAAUUUAAGUAUCGCCACUACUUGAAAAAAUUAAUUUCUUGAAAAAUUGCUGAUUUAAGAUAUACAACAUAAAUAUGGCAAAGGGUUGAUAAAAAUGUGUCAUUUUUUUAAGUUCUUUGCAAAAUAUUAACUGUAACUAUUAAUUAUAAUAGAUUAAUAAAUUAUAAAUACAAAAUACCAAUAGCGACGAUGCUUUGGUCGGCGUAUAUGUCUAAAUAUAGCUAUAAAGUGUGUAGCUCUAGAUCUACAUUCUUUGAAUGAAUUUUGUUGAUUUAAAGAUAUUUUACUUUAUGUUCACUAUCCAUCCAUUAAAAGCAGCGAUACUUUCAAUUAAGUUAACUUGAUUAUUAUGUAAUUUAAAAUAAUUCAUGUUAAUGUUAAUAUGUGAAGUUGGACGCAUAAAAAAAAGAAAAAAUAUCUCCGCAAACUAUUAUACUUAAUAUGCUGCAAAUAAAUCUUAUCAUUAACGAUACUUUCAACAAUCAAUUUGCUCACAACUCAUAAUUAUUUUAAUUAAUAUUUGACUUGGAUAUAUUUUUAAUUAUUUUAUUUAGUCAAUUGACAGACGAUUAUUUUUAAAAGAAAAAAAAUGCUUGUAUUUUUAUUUUGUGACCAAAAGAAAUUGAACACAAUUUUAUGUACAUACUGGCCAGUUGAUUGAAUUUUAUGUACUAGCCAGUUGCUAUUCUCAGCAUCUCCAAAGUGGCCUUUUUAGCCUUGCCGUCGGUAACAUUAUUUACCGGAAGUUUUAUUCAUUCACAUUUUUUAAUAUUGUACCAUUCCGCGUUUGUAGCGAUUUUUGUAUAAUAUAUAGUGCAUUUUAUCAUUGAAUUAUAUUUAUUAUAACUUGCGCUUUAAAAAUUCUCCGUGCUCAAUUAAAGUAAUUUGAAACGCUGCAACAGUUUUUUAUUUUUAUAAAUUAUUUUAGUUUUUUGUAAUAACACUAAAUAAAAUUUUUAUACAUAUAUAUAUUUGAAGGUAACAACACCGUUAUAGUUGAAUGCUGUAAAAACAUCGUUUGUAAGUUUUUCAUGUAGUUUUUUGUUUCACCCUUUAUAAAUUUAACGUUUAUAUUUUAAUAACAAUUUAUUAUAUAUUGUAAUAAGUAACUGUAUGAAAUAGGAGAUCCUUUAUUGUGGGACUAAUAUUUACAUUUUGUACGAAGAUUUUAAACAUUCAGUCUCCUAUAUACGUCUUUUUUUCAUUGUAAAUUGUGAUUGAUUUUCUCUACAACGAGUUUA